AUGGGCCGCGUCCGUACAAAGACCGUGAAGAAAUCCUCGCGCCAAGUGAUUGAGCGAUACUAUUCGCGCAUGACCCUGGACUUCCACACCAACAAGAAGAUCCUGGAGGAGGUGGCCAUCAUCCCCUCCAAGAGGCUCCGCAACAAGAUUGCCGGGUUCUCGACCCAUUUGAUGAAGCGGAUCCAGAAGGGCCCGGUUCGCGGCAUCUCCUUGAAGCUCCAGGAGGAGGAGCGCGAGCGCCGCAUGGACUACGUCCCCGAGAAGUCCGCCAUCAAGACUGACGAAAUCGAGGUCGACAAGGAGACGAUCGACAUGCUCUCUGCUCUUGGCAUGGGCGAUAUGCCCGGCCUCAAGCGGGUCGACCCGGCUUCUCUUCAGCCCCAGCAGCUCGGGUUCGGGCGCGGCGGGCCCAGGAGGUACUGA
Messenger RNA from Prunus armeniaca (apricot), 423 nucleotides. The record is from the annotation of a GenBank genome assembly. Lineage: Eukaryota; Viridiplantae; Streptophyta; Magnoliopsida; Rosales; Rosaceae.